AUGGCUUCAUAUUUGACUGUGGGCGGGCCCAGCGCCAGUAGCUCAGAAUCUAACCGUGGUCCACGAAGGAAAUCAAGUCGAACAAUUAAAGAACAGAACCUGCCUCAUGGUCAAGCAUCUUGGAUUAGUAGCAAUGUCAAUCUUCUUAACACUAUCGUUGGCGCUGGUACGCUUGCCAUGCCCCUAGCGAUGUCACAUAUGGGAAUCCUACUCGGAACAUUCGUUAUAAUAUGGUCGGGUAUGAUGGCUGCUUUUGGGUUAUAUUUACAAUCUCGAUGUGCGAGAUAUCUUGAUAGGGGGACGGCUUCUUUUUUCGCUUUAUCCCAAAUCACCUACCCAAAUGCAGCAGUCAUUUUCGAUGCGGCGAUUGCCAUCAAAUGCUUCGGUGUGGGUGUCAGUUACUUGAUCAUUAUAGGUGAUCUGAUGCCAGGAGUUGCGACUGGUUUCAGUCAGGGAGCAGAAUCUAUGCCAAUUCUUAUGGAUCGAAAGUUUUGGAUAACAGUCUUCAUGUUUGUUGUUAUUCCACUCUCAUAUUUAAGACGUUUGGAUUCUUUGAAGUAUACUAGUAUUAUUGCUCUGGUUUCUAUUGGAUAUCUUGUCAUUCUCGUAGUAUACCACUUUGUUAAAGGAGAUACUAUGGCAGACCGGGGUCCAAUUAGAGGAGUUGAGUGGGCAGGAAUAGUCCCAACGUUACAAAGUUUUCCCGUCAUCGUCUUUGCUUAUACUUGUCACCAGAAUAUGUUCUCUAUUCUGAAUGAAAUCAAAGAUAACUCACCCAAGCGAACUACAGGUGUUGUUGCGGCAAGUAUUGGAAGUGCUGCUUCUAUAUAUGUUUUGGUCGCUAUCACCGGAUACCUAUCUUUUGGUAACGCUGUGAAGGGAAACAUUGUUGGAAUGUAUAUUCCAUCUACUGCUUCAACAAUCGCUAAAGCAGCUAUUGUGAUUCUUGUCAUGUUCUCAUAUCCACUUCAAGUACAUCCUUGUAGAGCAUCAGUUGAUGCAGUCUUGAAGUGGCGUCCAAACUCCUGGAAGAGAAGUCAUUCGCCUACUGGUUCGCCUGCACGCUCUGCUCCUUUACUCUCUGGUGGUCGUGUACGACCAGCUGCAAGAAACGAUACUAUCAGUGAAACACGAUUUGCAAUUAUCACCACGAUUAUCAUUGCCCUUAGCUAUUUUACAGCAGUUACUGUAUCAUCACUCGAUAAAGUCCUCGCAUAUGUUGGAAGUACAGGAAGUACAAGUAUUAGUUUCAUUUUACCAGGUUUAUUUUACUACAAGAUUUCCUCAUCAGAUUCGAUCCAUCACCAGCGAUUAACAAAAGAAGAUGACGAAACAGAUUCUGAUGAAGAUGAGGAGGAAGGUCAAGGUUUACUUGGUCAAUCCAUCAAGAAGAUCACUUGGCGUAAAACCAUCUUACGAAAGCUUUCGUUGGCAUUGGCUAUCUAUGGUCUUUGUGUGUUGGUCAUUUGUUUAACGACCAAUCUAUUCUUCACAGCCCAGGGGCAUUAA
Molecule: messenger RNA, 1509 nt
Organism: Botrytis porri
Lineage: Eukaryota; Fungi; Ascomycota; Leotiomycetes; Helotiales; Sclerotiniaceae
Exons: 6
Coding region: 1-1509 (502 amino acids)
Biological process (GO): amino acid transmembrane transport
Cellular component (GO): fungal-type vacuole membrane
Molecular function (GO): L-serine transmembrane transporter activity; L-histidine transmembrane transporter activity; L-lysine transmembrane transporter activity
Source: RefSeq, a predicted model, not a curated record